AUGUCUGAAAAAUCAGCUAGCAAUAACAAAGCUGAAUUCAAAAGGCAGUCAUCGCCAUUCAGAGAAAUCAUCUCUGCGGAUCACCCAAUUUAUAAACCUGCUAAGGGAAGGUACUGGCUGUAUGUGGCGCUACCAUGCCCAUGGGCACAAAGAACCUUGAUCACCAGGGCCCUGAAAGGGCUAGCGCCUAUAAUCGGGUGCAGUGUAGCGCAUUGGCACCUGGAUGACAAAGGCUGGCGAUUCCUUGAAGAAGGAGAUGGGAAAACCAAUGAAAGGCACUGGUUUGACAUUGCAGGCGGAAUUAGCUCAGUAAAUUUAAAUACCAGUACUCCUGUGGCUAACAUACCCAAUAACGCGCAUCGGUUGUUGGUCGACGGAACAGAUGAACCGCAUUACGGGUACAAGAGACUAAGCGACUUCUAUUUCAAAACAAAGCCAGACUAUAAGGGAAGAUUCACCGUACCUGUUCUUUGGGACUUGGAAACAUGCACUAUAGUAAACAAUGAAAGCAGUGAUAUCAUCGGAAUUAUGAAUUCCGCUGCGUUUGAUGAGUUUGUCGGCGAAGAAUACCGUCAAGUCCGUCUGGUACCUCGGUCUCUAGAGGCACAGAUUACAGAGUUCAACUCUUGGGUGUACGAUAAAAUCAACAACGGUGUAUACAAGGCCGGUUUUGCAGAAUGUGCAGAGGUAUACGAGAGGGAGGUAACAAGCCUUUUUCAAUAUCUUGACAAAUUGGAAAAUCUUCUGGACAAGAAGUACACAGAUUUGGAGGCGGAGUAUGGUAAGAACAACAAGGACAAGAUACUAGAUCGCUACUUUGCCAUCGGAGACACUCUGACCGAGGCGGACGUGAGACUCUACCCAACGAUAGUAAGGUUCGACGUGGUAUACCAUCAACACUUCAAAUGCAAUCUGGCCACCAUCAGAGAUGAUUAUUCCCGUAUACACACGUGGCUCAAGAAUAUAUACUGGCGCCACGAAGCCUUCCAGCGCACAACGGACUUUACCCACAUAAAACUCGGAUAUACUCGCUCGCAGCCACGGGUCAACCCGAUUGGGAUCACCCCACUGGGGCCCAAGCCUGAUAUCCGACCUCCAUGA
This is a messenger RNA of Saccharomyces cerevisiae S288C, 1101 nucleotides long. It is a transcript of the gene GTO3, whose product is annotated as omega-class glutathione transferase. The record is from RefSeq and is marked reviewed. Gene Ontology annotation, molecular function: glutathione transferase activity. The transcript has a single exon. Gene Ontology annotation, cellular component: cytoplasm. The coding region runs from base 1 to 1101 and encodes 366 amino acids. NCBI's taxonomy places the organism in Eukaryota, Fungi, Ascomycota, Saccharomycetes, Saccharomycetales, Saccharomycetaceae.